Molecule: messenger RNA, 3185 nt
Organism: Clarias gariepinus (North African catfish)
Lineage: Eukaryota; Metazoa; Chordata; Actinopteri; Siluriformes; Clariidae
Gene: ecm2
Product: extracellular matrix protein 2, female organ and adipocyte specific
Exons: 10
Coding region: 359-2512 (717 amino acids)
Biological process (GO): positive regulation of cell-substrate adhesion; extracellular matrix organization
Cellular component (GO): extracellular matrix
Molecular function (GO): collagen V binding; protein binding; heparin binding
Source: RefSeq, a predicted model, not a curated record
CCCCUAAGUGGAUGUUCUAACAUAAGAACUAAUGACAAGCCAUACGCCACUUCUAUUGUUCACAGCACCUUCAUAGCCUAGUAAUUACGGCACAGCAAAACACCAACCUCUUUCUUCCAAAAGAGGCAGUAUCUUGUACCUGACCCCACAACUGUGACUUACAGAUACUAAACUGAAGAAGCUUCUUAUGCAAGCCCUAGCUUCGCUCUGAGCACAGCCUCGUCUGUUUUAGACAUUUAUCAGCUCGGCAGCCGAGCAGACGCGCGCUAUCCUUGCGCUGCUGGCAAAGCCCACAGAGCCUGGGAAAGGUGGAAAUAUCUGGCCUCGCAAAACUGCCUGCAAAACACUGACUUCCGUCAUGAGAAUAUGGCUUUUACUUGCCGUGUCAUUUUUCUGCUGGCUAAGCUGCAGUGUUGCCAAAGAGCAGAAUCGGAAUCGUCCCAUGGCUCAAGGAAGACGAAGGAGGGGGAAGAAAAUGGCCCGUCAAGGCAGGAUGCCAGUAAAUGGUGGAUAUAAUGGAGGACAAGUUUUCAUUGAGUCUUAUAAAGAGGUAGAGGAAGCCAAGCCGAACUACAAUGUUAUUCCAGGGGACAUGGGACAAUGUGUAUUUCAGGGCAUCACUAUGUUUGAUAAAACCGUGUGGUCACCGAAGCCCUGUGUCACCUGCUUAUGCUCCAGUGGCAAUGUGGUGUGUGAUGAAAUGCAGUGUCCACUUCUACAAUGCCAACUCAAAUUUAAACCCAUUGGACAGUGCUGCCCAAUCUGCAUUGGAGCCACUCAAGAAGUCUCUGAACACUCUGGCGAUACCCCUGUUCCUAACGAUCCAAGUGUCCCAUUUCUGCCCGACCAGGACAUAAGGAGAGAAAAAUACAAGGAGGAAGAGGAGAGGCUCCUGAGGAAAGAUGUUGAGCGUAAGAAAAGAAAGAAGCAAAAAAAGUUAACAGAAAAACAGAGGAAAGACCAGAAGGAGCAAGAGCAGGAGGAGGAAAUGAGGAAGUUGAGAGAGGAAGCAGAGAAGAGGGCAGCGGAAGAAGAAGAGAAGAGAAAGAGAAUUGAGGAAUACCAGCGAGUAGAGGAAGAGAGGAAGAGAAGAAGGGAGAAGGAACAAAGAGAGAUGCUGAGGAGUUUUGAGGAGGCAGCAGCGCGAGCGCGAAAUGAACUCAGGGCAGGGGAAGAUGUGGAGGAGGAGGAGGAGGAGGAGGAAGAGGAGACUGUGUGGUUAAGAGGGGAUGUUUUCCAAAUGUCACCACAGUUACCAACCCCUCCAGCCUUUCCACCAACGACAGCACCAUCUGAACCCGGUCAUGCUGGAGAGGGAAACGAUGCAGACGAGGAAUCGGCACGGAUUAGCUAUGUACUCCCUCCGGGAUGCACAAUCUCUGAUGUCAUUGUCUCCUGUGAAAAUGCCAAACUCACCAGUAUUCCUCCUCUUUCCAUCCCUGAGCUCAAGUCUCUCAAUCUACAGGGAAACGCAAUCACUACCAUUCCAGCUGAAGCUUUUAACGGUGUACUGAAUUUGGAGUGGAUUGAUUUGGGAAAAAAUAAGAUCUCAUCAUCUGGAAUUGAUCCACAAGCAUUUACCAAGCUCAAAUUUUUAACACGGUUAUAUAUGGAUGGAAAUUUGCUUCAACACAUUCCUCCAGGCCUUCCACAUCAGCUACAAGAAUUAAAGAUUAAUGAGAACAACCUCCAGGAGUUUGACGAGGACAGCUUUGAAGGUCUGAGCAAUCUGGUAACUCUAGAAAUGGAAGGGAACUUACUGAGUGAAGGAAAUGUAAAUCCCAAAGUCUUCACACCACUGAAACAGCUCAACUACCUAAGACUAGGAAGAAACCACUUCCGCACCAUUCCUCAAGGCCUACCAGCAUCUCUGCAGGAGUUGCAUCUUGAAAAUAACCUAAUUGAGGAAAUCCCUGGUGAAGCUUUUAACCAAAGCAAAAACCUCAAUGUUGUUGUAUUAAGGCACAAUAAAAUAGAUGAAUCACGGAUUGCACCCUUUGCCUGGAUCAAUCACAGAAAUCUGGAAUCAAUAGAUCUCUCGCACAACAAACUUCAUUUGGUCCCAUCCUUCCUGCCAAUGUCCUUGGUCCACCUGGUGCUGGUCGGCAAUCAGAUCGAACGCAUUCCAGGAUACGUUUUUGCACACAUGGAGCCUGGUCUUGAGUAUCUGUAUCUCUCCUACAACAAGUUGGAUGGAGAAGGGGUGGAACCUGAGUCUUUCUUUGGCACUUUUAGCACUAUGACUGAGCUAUGUCUAGACCACAACCAACUGACAAGCAUUCCCAUCGGUGUCAACGAGAUGACAUCAUUACAUUUCCUCAGGCUUAACAACAACAACAUAAGGCACAUAGGAGAGGACAAUAUCUGCGACCCCUUGAAUGAUGAGGAUUCACACAUAGUAGCCUUGCGCCUUGAGAAUAAUCUGCUUGACCUCCGGAAAAUUCCUCCAACUGCCUUCUCAUGUGUUAGGUCUUAUUCUAGUGUUGUUAUGAGGCCUCAAAGAAUUAAAUAACCUUUGAUGAAAUAUCAAGCAUGUUAAUUGUUCUUAAUACAGUGUCUAUGCUUAUGCCCAAAUAAAAUGGAGAGAGGCAAAGUAAUGUAAAAUUGUCCAAACUCUCUAACCUGUUCAGAGUGUUUAGCAAGGGCAUUGUUCAAUAUGUUGAUCAUUUUAUAAGACAAGGGCCUUUAUUUCAUUAGCUAUGAGAAACAAGGCAUGGUUACUUGCUGGUAUGUAGAGCAUGUCAGCAGAUGUCUGUGGUUACGGGGAUGUAUUUAGACUUUUAGUCUUUCUAUGAAUGCUAAAUGGAAACAUUUGACUUUCUGAUUGUUCCGUCAGGGAAAGUGGCAGAUCUGAAGAUCCAAAGCUAUUUAAGGAUAUGGCUCUGUUCACACCAGUAUUUUAUUAUUUCAGCAUCUUCUCAUACAGUACAUUUCCAGAGAACAUAGGCAAAAAUGUAUAGUUUUACAAUCAAUAUGCCAUAAACAUGUUUUACAAUAAGUUGAUUUGCAUAGCUGCACAUUACCACGAAGAACAAACCAAAAGAUGAUUACUACUGAGUUAAAACAAAUGUAUUAGUAUUCUAUUAUAUUGUCACAGUAUUCAUAAGAGCUCUGUUCUCAUAUACCCCUGUCUUUAUAUGUAUUUAAUAAGGUUUAAAUAAAAUAAAGCCUACAUUUUUUCAUCA